AUGCAAGACACCAAGCCCACCAUUGUCUUGGUCCCGGGCGCCUGGCUCCCGUCCACGGCGUAUGCCGAGUGGACCGCCAGGCUGGAGCAAGAGGGUUACCCGGUGCUGGUCACAGCGUACCCGUCAUUUGAUGCUCCAGAUCCACAGCACGCCGAUGUAGCCGGGGACGCGGCGGCGAUCCGGACGACGCUCUCGCGGCUUGUCCAUGACAAGAGCAGGGACGUGGUCCUCGUGAUGCACUCGUACGGCGGGAUGCCGGGGUCCUCGGCAGCUCGCGGUCUCGGCGCGGCAGAGAGGAGGCGGACCGAGGAUCCUCUCGCUCCUCGUGGUCACGGCGGCGGCAUAUUGGGCCUCGUCUAUGUGACUGCCUUUAUCGUGCCCGAAAAUACCAGCUGCGCCGGCAUGACGGGCGGUAAGCUGGCACCGUGGGUCCAGGACGACACGCCGGGGCCGGGGCUAAAUGUACCUCAAGACCCCGGCAACAUGUUUCGGCAUGGAUUCACAGCCGUGGAGGCCGACAGACUCGGGGCCUUGUGCCGACCGCACGCUACGCUGGCGUUUACGAGCAUACAGCCGCCUUCGGCAUUGAGUCUGGGCGAACAUGCCUGGAAGGGCAGAUUAGGGUAUCUCAAGACUGCCAGAGACGACGAGAUACCCGAAGCAGCACAGGAUGCCAUGAUGCACAGCGUCGGUCAGGAUUGGAUCGCGAGGUCGAUUAAUGGUAGUCACAUGUCUCCAUUUGGUGGGCAGUACCUAGAGCAGAGCAUCAAGAUUCUCAUGGAGAUGAUCGAGGCAUUCACGAGCGCCAAUACAGAUUAG
This is a messenger RNA of Pestalotiopsis fici W106-1, 819 nucleotides long. RefSeq lists its product as uncharacterized. Lineage: Eukaryota; Fungi; Ascomycota; Sordariomycetes; Amphisphaeriales; Sporocadaceae. The record is from RefSeq and is a predicted model, not a curated record. Bases 1 to 819 code for a protein of 272 amino acids. The transcript has a single exon.